AUGGCGAAGGAUAAAGAACGAGCAGUCAACCCUGCGCAACAGCAGCGCAAGCUGGAAAAGGCGAAACAGCUCAAGAAAAGCCGAGCGGAACUGCAAGCGAGGCGCAACGAGAAAUUGGCGCGGAGGAAUCCUGAGCGCCUCCAACGCCAAAUUGACGACCUCAAAGCCCUCGAGACGUCCGGCGACAUCAAGCCUCGCGAAAAAGCCAUCCUAGAGGAUCUCGAACGAGACCUAAGAGCCGUCCGCAAAGCCAGAGAAGCAUUAGGGGACAAGGCACCCAGUUUUGCUGGGCAACAGCGAAGAAGAGACGGAGACAAUAGCAACAUCUUGGGCAAGCGGCGGCAUGACGGUGAGCGCAAAAGCUGGCAAGCUCGAGAACAAUCUCCGGGGAGCGACACCGAUGAGUCCGUUCGAAAGAUACCUAUGCCAGAAGAUACACCGCCCCCGGUGCCACGGGAGUUCAGACGGGACUACCGGCGUGUUGACGACGCACAAGAAAGCAUGAGCCAUCAGAUACCUGCCAAACCUGCUCCGGUACCGAAGACCACAUACGAGAGCGCUCCACAAAUACGAGAUCUACGGAGAGAAGUCGUUGGUCGGUUCGUCCCAGCCGUGGUGCGCAGGAAGCAGGAAGCUGCCAAAGGAGGCGGCUUUGGCCAUCUAGUAGAGCCGGAAGAGAUGGAUCGGUUGGAGGCCGAGGGGUAUGCGCGGGCAGAUGGAGAAACACAAAUGGGCUCGGGCACAGAGCAUGCUACGGAAAACGACCAUGCAAGGCUGGCUGAGGAAGAAGAGCGGUUUCGUAGGGAGUUGGCCAUGCAAGCUCCGGACGAGGGGGCCUCCCAAGGAAGAAAUGGUCACGGAGACGCUCUGCAAGACAUGCCUGAAGCAGCGCCGAUCCCGCACAGGCAUGUCGAGGUCGAAGAAGUCGAAGAUGAAGACGCUUAA
This is a messenger RNA of Capronia epimyces CBS 606.96, 945 nucleotides long. RefSeq lists its product as uncharacterized. Bases 1 to 945 code for a protein of 314 amino acids. The record is from RefSeq and is a predicted model, not a curated record. Gene Ontology annotation, biological process: RNA processing. The transcript has a single exon. NCBI's taxonomy places the organism in Eukaryota, Fungi, Ascomycota, Eurotiomycetes, Chaetothyriales, Herpotrichiellaceae.